GGAUCUUGCCACCUGACACCGUUCGUCCCGACUGCCACUCGCCGCAUUCGAACAAGACGACACCGGACCAGUCCGAUUGCAGAACAUCAAGACGUCACCCACCCCAGGCCGAGAAGCGACUUCAGUCGAAAGAAGCCUCUUUUCCUCCACCUGUUCUCCCAGUUCAUGAGGAGAGCCGUGCUCACCUCGAUCCAUUCACCUCGGCCACUUUUCAUCUGAUAUCGCGCACCUUCCUCGCCUGCCCACCCGGACCCUGAGAGCACGUCGUCCACUUGGCCAAGAUCAAGCAUCCCGCUCUGUUUUGUAUCGUUACGAACAAAAUUUCUUACGAUGAGUAAAUUCUUCGUCUCCUGGGAGCUGUGGCAGCAGAUGACCUUCAUCCUAGCCUUGGCCAUCUGCGUUGUCUUCAUCAUUGGUUUCAUCAAGCUAUGGUGGACAAACAGAUACAUUGCGAAGAUCGAGAUUAUUGACGCCGAGAAGAGAGCGCACGCUGCGGAGCUCGAAUCAACCGGUCUGCCGCCACCCCCACGGAAGCAAUCCGACAUCCCAUUCGGCGUCCGCGCCAUUCAGUCCGGAAUUGAGGUCGACGGAAUCUGGAUCUCUCGCCCCAAUACGCCGUCCCUCGACUCUCCUCCCAACUCAGCCAAGGGUAAGGGAAAAUAUGUCGCUCAGGGUCCUAUUUCGCCUGCCUCGACGAUUUCCGACCCCUUUGGUUCCCCAACUUCGUCCCGCGGCGGUACCGGCCCUCAAACAUACCGUCCCAAGUCUUCCCACAACCCCGUUUCCAGCAGAGCCGACGCCCUGAGCCAGCUUGAAGGCAAGCCUCAGGAUUCUCCUGCCUACGCCACAUACCAGCCCCGAGGCGGCAAGGAGUCCUCCGAGGCCUCGGACGAGGCCGGAAGCCCCGUCAGUCCCAUCGAUCGCUCUUCGUACAACGGCAUCGACGUUCGGGUGCCCAUUCGCGCCUCCCCUGUCAACCGUCACCUGAACAACGUCCGCAAUGUUAGCGGAGGCAAGCCGCAGCCCGUGACGGGUCACGGUGUCCGCGCCCUCAGCGGUAGUCUCCAGAACCCCAAGAACGGCAAGGGCUAUGCUACUAUUCCUCAGAUAUCGCCUGGCGCAGGCGAUUUUUCCGACCCCUUCGCGACCCCUUCUCGGUCGCCGGUCAACACCCCCAGUGCUGACCAAGCUCACCUUCACUCCCAACAGGGCCCUCACGUGAAGUUCGCGCCCGAUGAGUACAUCAGCAGCCAGCGCUACCCUAGUGAUGGCAGCAGCGGUACCAGCGGAAGCAGCAGCCAUCGCCCUUAGGGAGGACGGGGGCUUGGAACUGACACCAAAGCAGGGGAGCAUUCAGCCGGACUGGAAGUAGACUGGGAGCAGCAUUGGAUAGUAAAGCGAUUUGUCACAUUUGUCCCGCGAGGCCCUCACACACUGGAGAUUAAUAUCGUACACUGUAUCAUUAACAAGGCUGCAACAAUGGCGGCAGCAGGAAGGAACCCAGCGAGGGAUGUGGAUUUUUCCACCUCGUGCCACUGCGAGGAUGGGUCAGGAUGGCGUUCAGGCAUGUAAAAAAAAAGAAAAAAAGGAAGGGACGAUGGGAUCUGAAUCUCUCGUCGACCCUCCUCCUCCUCCCCCGAGGACGGGAGAGGAGAGUCCGACUAUCCUUAAGCACAGACGCGCACAGCAUUCAUAUCGGAAUAAAGAACAAACAGAAAGACCGCACGACCUUUGGUUCUGCUUGAAAUACUGUGCAGACUUCGAAAGACGCUCCCGCCCGAAUUGUGACGUUGGGAAAAAAGAUAUCUGAUACCUCUGUGAAGAAAGGAG
Messenger RNA from Colletotrichum destructivum, 1830 nucleotides. RefSeq lists its product as uncharacterized. The record is from RefSeq and is a predicted model, not a curated record. Bases 331 to 1311 code for a protein of 326 amino acids. Lineage: Eukaryota; Fungi; Ascomycota; Sordariomycetes; Glomerellales; Glomerellaceae. The transcript has 2 exons.